AUGAACGGCAAGUUCUGUUUGUUUGCUUUGAUUUUGGUUCUCUCUUUGGUGCUUUCGUCAUACGUCGUUUUAGCUCAAUCAUACAAAUCCGAAGAAGAGAAAAUAGCAGAAACGAUUCACAUUCGAAAGAUAAUGAAGAUCAGAGCACGUCGUAGUAAGUCGCCGCCCGAUAGCCAAUGGGGUGGGAGUGAGUCGCCAGAAGCCCCAGGCCCAAACGCAGUCUAA
Eutrema salsugineum is the source of this 225-nucleotide messenger RNA. RefSeq lists its product as uncharacterized. The record is from RefSeq and is a predicted model, not a curated record. The transcript is spliced from 2 exons. The coding region runs from base 1 to 225 and encodes 74 amino acids. NCBI's taxonomy places the organism in Eukaryota, Viridiplantae, Streptophyta, Magnoliopsida, Brassicales, Brassicaceae.